This is a messenger RNA of Porites lobata, 834 nucleotides long. NCBI's taxonomy places the organism in Eukaryota, Metazoa, Cnidaria, Anthozoa, Scleractinia, Poritidae. The record is from the annotation of a GenBank genome assembly.
CAAUGUUGUGCCGAGGUUAUGAUUAACUUGCUUACGAGCUGUUCACUAGAGUUUGGGAACUUCACGUCAGGUUGGAAGUGAGUGUCAGAGACGGGAUUUUGGCCUAGUUGAAGGGCACUUAAAAAACCUAAAAAAUCCGCUUAGCCUGUUUCUUUACAGUUCGAGUUGAACAGCGUCUUGGGGUUACAGGCGAAAGUUGCUUACUGCUCAAUCGCAGUUGGUUAUAGUUGUGAAUAUGGAGAGCUCUAAAAUUCCAAUGCGAGGCAAAGUCAAGGACGCUGAGGCCGAAGCCUUACUUCGAUUGCUUCGCCAGGAGAAGGAAUAUAGCGAAAGACUGUUAGCGCCGCAAAUUCAGCAAAGAGUUCCUUUACCGGCAAUAGGUAGCAGUGGUAAUGAUAAUACAACGCAACAACCGCAGCUAUGCGAGCAGGAAACUGUUGCAACAUUUAUAACGCAAACAGGAGAAAGUUCUGGCUUUCUUUACGAUAAUUACGAGAAAGAGUUGCUAAGUGAUUCAAACUUUAUAUGGACACCGAAAACGGAUGUGGACAACCAGCCGCGUGCUUCGUCUCACAAAGGUGUUUACGUUCCAUCGUUUUCAUGGAGGAACGAACAAUGUUUCUCCUAUCCACAGUUUGAUCAGCCUCGGAAAAAGUCGAAGGCUCGGACGUUACCGCCGAUUGAAAUACCAGUAUCACCAUGCAGUGAUCUUCCCGAGCGACCUACCUGUCCCAGACCGGGAUCGCCGAAGUUUUGGGACGAUUAACCCCGAUAUACUGAAAAUCUACAUGAGUUAGUCACUGGUUAGUCGCAGUAAAAAUUCGCCCUCAGGCA